GACACCGCAUCAAGUCUGUUUGCAGGCUUAGUUAUAAUAAGAGAGGCGGAUGAUGACAUCUUCACACCCAAGCUCUUGGUGUGUAAAAAAGUUGCUCUCUCGACAUAUAGCUCGGCAGAAUAAAUUCAGGUCUGAACAAAGGGAAUCUUGAUGGCGGCAUCUGAAAUCUGACAUUAUUGGACAUUUGAGGAUAGAUUCAAUUAAUUUAACAGAAAAGAUGGGGUGCGCCUGCAGUUCGGACUCAGACAGCGAAUGGAUGGAGAACUUGGACGAAAUUUGCGAACACUGCAACUGUCCAAUUCCUCCCCAGGCCUGCAAUCCAUACACAGAUCAGGUGAUUCCAUAUCCAUCACAGUAUACGCCCCCGAUGUCACCUUUACCAGAUAACAUCGGGGUGGCCAUUUACAGCUAUGACCCCAAACAUGAAGGAGACCUGGGUUUUGAUAAAGGAGACAAACUCAAGAUCAUCAACAAGUGAGCUACUUGUAAAUCCAUACAGAGAAAACUCGCAAGUGGAAAAAUGCAUGCGACUCCAAACAACAAUGCAGUUAAAGCUACAAUCUCCUCACCCGGGAACAAAACUCAGUGGAGAUGGAUGUGACUAAAAUUUGAUUUGAAGAAUAUUUAACAACUUGUGACACCAAAAGUCAUAUAAAUGACAUAUAAAAGUCUCCUGCUGUUGGUUCUGGUGUCAUUGUGGUUCUGAGAACAGAUAGUGAACUCAACAUGUUUCCGGUGUGUUUCCCGAGCAAGGAUGCUGUGAAAACAUGAACUCAGCCAAAGUUUCCAGUCACUGUCAAAUGUAGAAAAUUUAAU
This is a messenger RNA of Poecilia latipinna (sailfin molly), 816 nucleotides long. RefSeq names its product proto-oncogene tyrosine-protein kinase LCK-like. The record is from RefSeq and is a predicted model, not a curated record. Lineage: Eukaryota; Metazoa; Chordata; Actinopteri; Cyprinodontiformes; Poeciliidae. Gene Ontology annotation, molecular function: protein binding. The transcript is spliced from 4 exons. Bases 218 to 478 code for a protein of 86 amino acids.